AUGCCCAGAUUGGAGCACGAUCUCCAGGGUCCGUCAGAUCAUGUCCUGAUCUGUGUGGAUCUUGAUAUUGGACCUGAACCGCCCAGAUCUGGGCAACGGACAAUUAAACCCGGAAGCGAGGCUGAGAAGUCUUUCGUUUUGGACAUCCUCCGGGAUCUUGCGGCUAUACCUGUUGCAGCCCUGGCAACCAAGGAAGGCGUUGAAGCUUUAGCUGAUGCUAUUGCGACAGCGUUCUCGGACGCAUGGCUUGCCCACUCGACUGAGUCCAAACCUACCAAAUGCUCCAAGUCCUGGUGGACAGACGAGUGCUCAGAAACAUUCGGAGUGUAUCAGUUGAGCCGUUCGCUCACUGAUUACAACAGAUUUAAGAAGGCGUGCAAGGGUGCUAAGCGUGGUUUCUUCAAUGAGCGCAUCGCGGAAAUCACUACCUCUCGCAAGCACCCAUGGGACCUAAUGGAGUGGGUCAAACAGCACAAGCUACCACCCUGUGAGGCUAUUUGCAAUGGCGACUGGCCUUGUCAUGAUAUGGACAACCUUUGGGACGCCAUCCACAGCACGUACAACUCGGCCUCUGGUCGCAAGUACGACGCCUCAGUCUUAGAUGAGCUUCCUGAUGAGCUGGUCCGCGAGUGGGCUGACUUCUUGGAGCAUGAGUUGUUGAGUGCCCUUAAGGGGUGUUCCAACUCCUCUGCAUCUGGACCGGACCACGUCACAUGGGUCCACCUAAAGGAGUUGCUCAAGGAUAAUCACGUCCUUGCGCUCUUCAUCGUGUUGGCCAACGCUUGUCUUAGGGUGGGUCAUUGGCCUCACAUAUUCAAGGAGUCGCUGUCGGUUAUUGUUCUGAAGCCAAACAAGCCCUCCUAUGCUGUGCCGAAGGCUUUUAGGCCAAUCAUACUCCUCAUCACUUUCGGUAAACUUAUCGAAAAGAUGAUUGCCAAUAGGAUGCAGUUUGACGCUGUCAAGCAUGAUAUCUUUCACCCAAACCAGCUUGGCAGCAUUUGCCAAAGGUCAACUGAGGAUGCUGGAUUGAUUCUGACUCAUCUCUUCUUCCCCUCCAUCAACCAUGAAAUGUUCAUGGCUGUUCUCCGUAAGCAGGGCUUCUCACCAAUAUUGGUGGAAUUCUUUGCCUCCUACCUUGUUGGUCGCUCCACAAUUUAUUGUUGGAACACCUUCCAAUCUGACUCACGCUCUGUGGACGUGGGUGUUGGGCAGGGCUCAGCUCUCUCACCUGUUAUCUCUGGGGUAUUCAUUGCUCCAGUAAUGAAGCUCUUCUAUAUCAAAGUGGCGCCACUCAACACGAUGCUGCUUUCCUUUGUGGAUGACGGGACCAUUCUGGCCCAAUCCAAACAACUCGAUGAUAAUAAUGUGGGCCUGCCGGUGCUCGAUGGCAGCCCGCUUGCUAUCUACAAACACGACGACCGCCCCCCCAACCAAGACCCUUUGGGCUCAAACGCCUAA
Messenger RNA from Cyclocybe aegerita, 1458 nucleotides. NCBI's taxonomy places the organism in Eukaryota, Fungi, Basidiomycota, Agaricomycetes, Agaricales, Hemipholiotaceae. The record is from the annotation of a GenBank genome assembly.